Molecule: messenger RNA, 6924 nt
Organism: Podarcis lilfordi (Lilford's wall lizard)
Lineage: Eukaryota; Metazoa; Chordata; Lepidosauria; Squamata; Lacertidae
Source: the annotation of a GenBank genome assembly
AUGGCGACAAAUUUCCCUGUUCAGAGUGUUCUGGUGACAGGAUCCAAUUCAGGAAUUGGCCUGGGUCUGGUGAAGCAGUUUCUGAGGCUGCCAACUCCACCUCAGUGGGUCUUUGCUACUACCCUAGACAUGGAUGGACCAAAAAGCAAGGUGAGGACCAGGAAGGUAGCAUAAGAGAGUAGUGAUGUUACUACGUUGUAAGAAUGUAAUGUAAGAUUUGUGUGCUGGAUGGGGUUGAUGGGAGUUGUAGUCCGAAACAUCUGGAGGGCGCCCGGUUGGAGAGAAUGCUGCUGCACUCAUGACCUGCUUGCAGGCUUCCCAUUGCCAUCUGGUUGUGAGAUCAAGAGGCAGGAUGAGUGGGCCUUUGGUCUGAAAGUCCUUACCUUUGGUUUUCUUUUCUUUAAAAAGCAAGGUUUUGAUUUAAGUUUAACUAUAGAUGCUAAACUAAUUGUUUUCAGGUUCAUGAGCCCUGUGGGGAAGAGAGAUAAGGCCAACCCAAAUGUGCCCCUUUGUUUGCCCUCCCUUCCAGUUAUCCUUUCUCUGCCAGAAAUAGAUCAGUGUCUGUUUCUACCAGGCUGCCUGACUCUCCCUUGUGCCUCCUCAAUAACAUUUCUUUGUAGUGUAGGCUGGGUAUAAUAAUAGAGACCUUAAGGUACGGUUACCAGAUAUCCCCGUUUCCCGGGGACAGUCCCCAGAUUUACAAAUCAGUCCCUGGACAAAAUCCGUCCCCAGAAUGUCCCUGGAUUUCAUUUAAUGUCCCCAGAUUUAUAUUUUAAAUGUUGUAGAUUUAUUAGUAAGGAAUGAAUGUUGCGUGAUUGGUUCAACGGCACAAGACACAUCAUAUGGGGACUUCCGGUGAGGCAAAAUGGCGGGUGCCACAGCAGCGAGCAGCUCCUGAAGCCAGCCAGAGCCUACUGCGCUACCAGGCUGGCUCUGGGCUGCUGAGACUGCUGCUGCCGCUGCCACUGCCAAGAGGAAACCAGGGAUGCCCGGCUGUCAACUGGGGAAACCAAUGACACCCACACACACACCCUGGUGACCCAAAUCAAGCCGGGAGUGAGAGCACCCGGCCAACUGCCCAUCGGUGCUCCGGGGCCAGGAAAACCCCGGAGACAAUGCAGGGAGAAGGAGGAGAGGAGAAGAAGGAAGAGAAAGAGAAAGGAGAAAAAAGAGGGGAGCCCUGACCUUGGCACGCUGCUGUCGCUGCUGAGGAAGACAGGUAGGAGAGCACCGGGAGGGCAAGGACAUGUGGCCAAGCCCAGGCCCGACCCGAUCAUACUCCACAGUCGGUUUGCAAGCCCCCUCCAUAGAGGCUGGCCCCUCUCACUGUCCUCGGAGCUUGCUUACUGGUAACCUCCUCUGGCUGAUAUCUCGACAGACCAGGGAGAUUUUGAUAGGAAACAUUUUCCCAAGUGUGGGUAAAAUGCACAACCCCUUCCUCCUGCUUCCGCAGGGGAAAGAAAAUAAGUCAGAAAUCUAUUUACAUGAUGUUUAUUUCUGACAUUAAAGCACUAGAGAAAAACACGUCCUUUCAGUUCAGUUCUUCUAGCAAGUCUGACAAACUUCCUGAACAUGCGCACACAGAAGGUUUCAAGUUACACUCUUCACAAAGACUUAUCCAGCCUGUGAACUCUUCUUUCCCACAGAUAGCCGCAUCAUGUGAUGUCAACAAUCUGGCUGUCUGCAGCGGUGAUGUUUCAAUAUACUGACAGCUAGCGCUCCAAGAGAGCAGGUCGGGGCACAGAGGAAGGCCAUGUGACAUAGGAGACCACAGAAGAGAAUUUGUUUAAUUUUAUUUAUUUUUUUAAAAAAAACAACUUUCACCCCCUCUUCUAAAAAAAAAAAAAAAGUUUCUGGUAACCUUACCUUAAGGACUUGUGAGCCAGGAUUAAAGUUUUAAUAAAAUGAUUUAAAAGUCUUUCUUAGGAAAAAGGUUUUAUCUUAUGAAUGGUUACAUUCAAACAAAGCAAUCCCCAAAGGAGCUAAUAGAGAAAUUAAAAUAAGACCAAUGCAUCCUACUAUCCUUUAAAUAAAACAGUGUCCUAACAGCUGAAGUCUUACACUGGAAUUUAUGUUGAUCCUCCAGUUUCCCUUCAGGACAUUCCCCUGUGGGCAACUUUCUGGGGGCUGUGGGGGGGGGGGGGUCAGAAGCAAAAGUGGGCCAGGCAACAGAUAUGGCUGCUGCCCUUGUAUAAUAGGCUACAUUCCACUGAUGCAAAAGUCUACAUACACCUCUCUCCAUCAGAACAAGUAAAAGGCACUGUUACAGUACAAGGGCAUAUUUCAGCCAGGCAAAAACAUUGAGGAGGGUGUAGAGCAAUGCCAGUGAGGGGUAUGACCUGGUGAGAAAGAGGCUGUGGUCUUGGGAGAGUUACGAAGCCUGCGUAGAGGGAGCCCGCAUAGGAGGGAGGAGGAGAAUGAGGACUAUCAGACUCCUUACCACUUUUCCUUGCACCAGGUUUUCUGUCCAUCUCUGAUAGUGUGCUCCCCCUAUUAAUAUUGGAGAGGAGGAUGUUAUCCUGGCAAGGGUUUGCUCUGAGUGAGAUUCCUAAGUGUCUGUUACUCUGAUAAGCAUUUUUAGGAACCAGCUCUAAGGCUCUGGGUCUCUCUUGCUGCCUAGUUCCAGUUUAAUCAAGGAGGUAAAACGUUUCUUUUUUGACAGGAAAUAAAGGAGUUGGCAUGCCAGCAUCAGAAUCUGGUGGUGCUGCAGCUGGGUAAGUCUCACGUUCCAAGUGUGGGAUGAAUAGACAUUCCCAACGCCAGUGGAAACCAGUCCACAAAGCAGUAACUGGAAAACAAGAUGAUUUGCUCCCGUUACAGAAUAUCAGUGAUAAGUACUUUUGAUUCUUCCCACAACUUCAAUGAAGCUUUGAAAUGAGAUACACCUAUAUGUAGUCUCUGUCCAUAUCGUCACAUAAUAGAUGUGUGGGGAAUGUUUGGCCCACCAUAUGUUGCGGAACUACAACUCCCAUCAUCCUUGGCCAUUGACCAAGUUUUCUGGGACUGAUGAGAGUUGUAGUUCAGCAACAAUUGGAGAGCCAUAAAGGAACUUUCCAAAAUGGCUUACCAAAGACAUGGGCUAAUGCAAUCUCUUAUGGGUACUCUACCUUUCUGUGUCUGUGAAUCCAUAUAGAAGCAAUAUGACACAGAAAGGCAAGGCUUCCAGAACAGGUACCACAACCUGUUAUAUGUUACCAUAGUCCACAGAAUAAAGUUCAGGCACCACCCACUGCUGCACAACCACUUAUUUACACAUCAUUUUUGGCACCUCAAGGGGCAGGGAGGGGACAGAACAGGGCAGAAGGGGGGCAGAAUGGGUCAGAGGCAGAACAGGGUAGACUUGCACAAGUGCUGCUGCAAAACCCAUACAUACGUGGGGAUUCCCCUGUACUUGGGACUCACGGUAGCCUUGUUUAGGACCCAGCUUUACCUUCUAUAUGUCUAAUUGUCCCAAAUAUUUCAUAAAAAUAAAGAACAGUGUACAGUGGUACCUCAGGUUACAUACGCUUCCGGUUACAGACUUCACUAACCCAGAAAUAUUACCCCAGGUUAAGAAAUUUGCUUCAGGAUGAGAACAGAAAUCACGCGCCGGUGGCGCACCCGCAACGAGAGGCCGCAUUAGCCUUACAAUUGCCUUGCUUUGAGCUCAUUUUCUGACCGAGUGAUAUGAAUAUGAUGCAAACAUUGUUAAAAGCCAGGCCUUCACUGUGUUCCUUGUAAACACACACAUACCUCCAUGAUUCAGAGAAGCACUUGUUCUUCCUCCUCAAGUGGACUGUGGUAGCUGCUACGCUAACAAAAAGAGCUGACAGGCCAAGGUGACAAAUAAGUGGACCAAAAAGCACCUCUCAUCCUUGAAUGGACUUAAUCUGUAAGAUCCCCUAAAGCUAUCCGCCUUGGUAGUUUUAAAAGGGCCUUUUAAUUAUUCCCUUGGGCAUCCCCACACCACCCAGUUCUUAAGGGCUUAGAAAUGUAGACCUGUCAGGAGUAAGCAUGGACCAAUGGUACCAAAUAGUAUGGGAAACAGCCCUACUAGAAAAAUUAACUAAUAAACUGAAACUGACACAGGGACAAACAGAAGAAGACGCCUUCACCCCGGUAUGGCUCCCCUUUAUCACAUACACAGCCCAACAAGACAAUGACAAUAAUCACCAACAGCAUACAAAUCAAUAUGGCUAACCUGAUCCAAAACACCCACCCACCUCACUCACACACGAAAACAAAGAUCACCACAGCCAAUCACAAGCAAACAAUCACACCCUAGGCCAACCCCAACCCCUCUCACCACCAAAGGAACACAAGUAACGCUGACACCAAACUCUACAUACAUUAAGCAUAAUAGAAACAUCGCCACCCGACCCCACCCCCAUCCAUCUUCCCUUCCCCUACUCCCCCUUUCUUUUUCCUUUCUUUCUUUUUUUUUCUUCUCCCCCUAAUGCCUCAACAAAUGAAAUGGAUUUGUAAAAAUGUUAUAUGGAAAAAAAAUACGAGGCAUUACACUUACUUCUGUAAAACAAGAAAAUCCUUAAUAAAAUAUUAGGGGGAAAAAAAAAGAAAUGUCAUUCUGCAGAUGUCACUGACCUCCAGAGCAUCAAGGCAGCUGUGGAGCAAGUGCAAAGGUGUGUUGGAGAAUGUGGAUUGAACCUCCUGAUGAACAAUGCUGGUGUUAUUUCUGGAAAUGACCUGGAGAAAGAAAAUGCAAAGGACAUGGCAGAUGUAUAUGCCGUCAAUACUAUUGGGCCACUUCAGGUGAGCCAGGUAAGUUUUUGCUUUUCAUGGGGCUGCAAAACCCUUUACGCACUACCUAUUGCCCUGGUAAUAACUGUGAUGUUCUGGCCCUUUGGGAGAAUUAAACAAAAGCAACCAACUGGGUAGGAGAAAAGCAGUAUUUGUUUGAGCAAUUAAUUUUCAUGAGGAUUUUAAGAAAAUAAUUGCAAUCUGAUAUGGAAAUUCAGAGAAUUGAGCUUAAGGUAGGAAUAAUGAUAAACCAACACUGAUAGAUCCACCAGUUGCUGAACAUCAGUCUGGCAUAAAAAUAGGAAUGCUUUCUACCUUUCCUUCCCCAGACGUUUAAUGGGGCUGCUCUCAUGAACAUGCAGACAAUUUUUUUUAAUAGAAUGGAUCAAUAUGGCUACUUUCUGGAAAACAGAUGACAUGACUGCCUUUCCUAUCUUAGUGUGCUAUGCAAACACGUAGUAAAAGAGAGAGAUUGCAGAAGUUGUGGGAGAAGGACAACUUUAAAAUGCCAAGAAGCGAACUAGAAGGAAGAAACAUGGGUGAGACCUUAGAAUAUAGGAGCUUCAGGACCUGUGGGGGGCUGCAUAAAAUGAGGCCAGGGCACAGGUUGCCCAGCUGUUUGUUCAAACAAUUCUAAAUGUAUGCUAAGUCUUACGGGACUCCUUGUGCAAAAGCUUAUAGAAAGUAUUUUUGGAUCAGAAAUCCUAAUUCUGCUACGAGCAUUGUUUAUAUAUACCUUUAACUUUAUACAGUGCAUCCAGUGCUUUCCUCCGGUAUCACUGCCCUAAGAUAGCUGCAUUCAUUGACCUAACAACAGCCAUGAUCACUAUUCUCUUUUAGGCAUUUCUGCCCCUGCUGAAGAUGGCAGCUCAGAGAUAUCCCCAGGAAGGGCUGAGCUGCUGCAAGGCAGCCAUUAUCAAUACCUCCAGUGCUGCAGGCUCCAUGGAAGUUAUGCUGUUAUGGGAAAUAAAGAUGAAUAUUGCCUAUCGCUGCAGUAAGGUACCUUAUGUGAAAUCCAUGUGAAACUGUCUGCUCCCUCCCCUGCCCAGCUGUGACUAUCUUUCCAAAUGAUAGCUGUAUGUGUGCAUCGGCGCAAUAAUCAUGCAUUGCCCACAGAUAAAUGUUGAGAGACAAACGUCUGUUGUGAGGAUGUUGCAUUUUCUAAAACUGUGGAUGGCAUGAAGGGAAGAUACCAGGAUGUUUUCUACAAAUAAAUAGCAUGUGUACAGUCCUUUUCUUCUUGUGGAACUUAGAACAAACAUUUAAAGCUACAAAUCAGUUAGCAAAAUGAUGCAGCCAACAAGCAUGGGGAACACUCACAAAUGCCUGUCAAAAAUCUUGUUCAAGAGUGGUGUCCAUGAUAGAUAACUUCCAAGUUGCUAGUUUUUGUGUCAGGAAUGCUCAAUGAUGUCCAGUUUCUCUUACAAACCUCUCUGCCUCCAAAUCCUUUCUAGCCACCUUGCUAUCCAUAUUAAGCAGCUCCCCACAGUUCAAUGCACCCUCUGCUCAUGGUUUGUUUUUUUCUCCCUUGUAGGCUGCUUUAAACAUGCUCACCAAGUGCCAGUCACUCACGUAUCCAGCUUAUGGGAUUCUGUGUGUUUGCAUCCAUCCUGGCUGGGUGAAAACUCAAGGCAUGCAAGUAAGUGCUCAAGGCUUUUGGUAAUCAUGGAAAUGUGGGCAGCCCUAUAGGAUAAUAUUUCUUUUAACAAAUUGCUUGACAUUUUUAGUUGGAUGGUGGUGCCUGAGUAGCUCCAGUGCCCCAUCCUUCACUGCUUGGAGGUAUUAAAAGCACAAGAGCAAGGCAAUGAAGGCAGCAUCUAUGAGUUGGUACUUCUAAUAUCCAAAAUUGCUCCUGGAAAAGCAAGCAUAGUCCUCUGAGGCCUUGCAGUGAACUGCUAUCCUUUGGCAUGCAUGGCCACUUGGUUGUCUUUCAUAAAGCAAUGUUUAAUGUGCAGACUGAAAUCUUAUAACCAAGACAUCUAACAGCAUCUAGGCCUUCUGCUAUUUGAUGCUCAAGAAUGACUUUUCCGAACUUAAGAAAUCCUUCACUUACAAUAUUUUGCUUCACAGGAGGCGGACCUGACUGUAGAAGAGAGUACACGAGGAAUAAUUCAUGUUCUCUCCACACUUUCUGAGGUGGAUAACGGUACCUUUGUGGACUGGGAAGGACGCAGAGUACCCUGGUGA